AUGUCCAGCAACAGAUCUGCCAUGAUCCUGGCGGUUUCCUGGACGGAGACAUGCCUUGGGUUAGUAUUCUUUACGCUCCGGUUUGUGAGCAACUGGAAAGUCGUGGCUCGGUUUCGAUGGGAUUUUGCAGUGGCCACCCUGACUGUGAUCACCGAGGUUGUCGGCCAGAUUUUUCUUCAAUUCUCCGUGGAUUCGGGCAUGGGCCAUCAUAUGGCUGAGCUCUCGCACGCGCAACAAGUCAAGGCCCUGAAAUGGUCGUGGGUUUUCCAACUGCUCGCCAUCAUGGCAAGCAUGCUGGGCAAACUUGCAAUCCUAGCCUUUCUGAUCCAAAUCCGCGGUCGGCAUGAGACAAAGCCCUGGCUUUUAAUCAUUCUUGGGGUUCUCGGCGCCGCAAUUAACAUUGCAGUGCUCGGGACCAUUCUAGGCCAGUGCACCCCGAUGCAGAAACUAUGGGAUGACUCUCUCGAGGGAACCUGUGAUCCUGGACGCAAGAUUAACCAGAACUAUUCUUUCUUCCAAGCCAGCUUCAACACCUUCCUGGAUGCCCUCUUAGCGGCCUAUCCAAUCCAUCUGUUUUGGAAACUCCAGAUGAAACCCCGAAUCAAAAUCGCCUUGUCUGUGCUCAUGGGCUUAGGCUGGAUGCGGGCACAGCCGGAUCUCCUGAUCUGGGCUUCAACGGAAGCCUGGAUCGUCAUCGUCGUAGGCUGCGUGCCACCCAUCCGACCUCUCAUGGAAAGAGUCCUGCAACGUCUCGGGCUUUCCUCCAAGAAAACCUCAACCCCCAUCUAUCACCACGAUUCAAUCGCCCGAGUAGCCUAUGGCACGAACCGAUCGAUGCCCCUGAACCACCCGCAAUUCCAGUCCAAUGCGUACUGUGGAAGCAAGACGUUUGGACUCGAGGACGAGCUGGGCUGGCAGGAGCUGGACAGUUUCAAGGAUCCAACUGGGAGCAACAAGCAGAUCGUCGGCGGAUCCAAGGAUGUGGUGGUUACCACGGAUAUUGUGACCAAGUUCGAGGAUAUCGAGAGUCAUCGCGGGCCGUCGUCGAAUGACAGCAAUAUCUCCAGCGAAGACCUCGUUUCCGGGGAGAGUCCUAACUCGCGGAAUGUUUUCUGA
Messenger RNA from Aspergillus ochraceoroseus IBT 24754, 1116 nucleotides. RefSeq lists its product as uncharacterized. NCBI's taxonomy places the organism in Eukaryota, Fungi, Ascomycota, Eurotiomycetes, Eurotiales, Aspergillaceae. Bases 1 to 1116 code for a protein of 371 amino acids. The record is from RefSeq and is a predicted model, not a curated record. The transcript is spliced from 5 exons.